UGUGACAAGUCAUGCAAAGGGUGACUGAAGUUCUUGACCUUUAAUGUCCCCCUUGUAUUCUAAUAAGCCAGUACUGUUUCUGUCAUUCAAUCUUCUAUCCUUGCUAACGUUUUUAUGGUUGUUGUAGCCUGGAUUACGGAUCUGAAACUGAAAUGCGGGUGCUUAGAGGAAGAGCUCUCUGUCUAACACUGUCCAGGGCAAACAAUCAUUAACUGAAGCCGCUCAGAGUCAAACUUUGACCUGUGUUUUUCCAUGAUUCCUGGUUUUGAGUUGUGGCUGGCUGUUGCUCUUUUUAAAGCAGAAGGCAUAUCUGUGGAGGGUGUACGACAAUCAGGUAAUGGAGACCACUAAUAGAGCAAUGGUGUUGGAGCUUCAUGUUAAAACAAACAUGUACAUAUGCAGGUUUUAUUGCAUUAAAUGUAGAUUUUCAUUUUUCGUCUGCACAGAUUAUGGACACUAAUUCUCCCACUCUGAGAGUUGGAGUUGUGGGAUAUGGACAUCUAGGGCAGUUCCUGGUGGACAAACUCCUCAAAGCUGGACCUGGUCUUGGCUUGGUUCUGGGUUUUGUAUGGAACAGGAAUCCCGACAAGCUGAAGGGUUCAGUGCCCCCUGAACUAGUACUUGAUGACCUGUCGUUCUUUGCAAACAGGCGGUGUGAUGUGAUUAUAGAGGUGUGCUACCCACAGAUCGUGAGGGAUUUCGGACUCGAAUUUGUCUCAAAGUCCCACUUCAUGGUGGGCUCUCCAUCUGCCCUCUCUGAUCCUGAUCUGAACCAAACGUUGAGGCAGGCAUCUCUACACCAUGGACGGACGCUUUAUAUCCCCAGUGGUGCAUUAUGGGGAGGCCAGGACAUCCAAAGAAUGAACGAUACUGGGACAUUAAAGGCUUUGUUCAUAAGAAUGUCCAAGCAUCCGUCGUGUUUUCGACUGACAGGAGACAUCCUUAAUGACUGGACAGAAGGAGAGGGUAGGCGGGAUUUGUUCAUAGGCUCAGUGGCAGACUUGUGUCCUCUAGCUCCCUACAAUGUCAACACCAUGGCAGCAGCAGCUGUGGCUGCAGAAACGCUCGGCUUUACAGGUGUUCAGGGAGAGAUUGUAUCAGACACGGCGCUAAAAGACUUCCAUGUGGUGGAGGUGACUGGGCCUGAUGGUUUCCUAAUGCACAUGGUGAGGAGGAAUCCAGCCAAACUCGGGGCUGUCACUGGCAGUGCAACAUACAACUCCUUCUGGAACAGCUUACUCAUUUGCAGAGGUUACGGCAGCAGAGUUUACUUGUGCUGAAAGUGGAUGAAAACCAUAGAGGACUACUUGCGAUGUAGGAUGAAGAUCCCCAACCAAAUCCCACAUACAUUAGAUACAGAUCCAAGAGCUCAGGGUGGAUACGCUGCAUGUAUGAUGGAUCUCUACAUUAGUGCGUUACUCAGCAUUGUAAGCUUGCCGACCCUUGGAUUCUUGGAAUAAAACAAGAGACCGAAAUCAUUUGUAAAAUACUAA
Molecule: messenger RNA, 1493 nt
Organism: Girardinichthys multiradiatus
Lineage: Eukaryota; Metazoa; Chordata; Actinopteri; Cyprinodontiformes; Goodeidae
Product: putative L-aspartate dehydrogenase
Exons: 7
Coding region: 375-1280 (301 amino acids)
Biological process (GO): NAD+ biosynthetic process
Molecular function (GO): NADP binding; L-aspartate dehydrogenase [NAD(P)+] activity
Source: RefSeq, a predicted model, not a curated record